AUGGGAAGAAAUGGUGUCCCUGGCACUCUGAGAGGCGUAGGGCGCCAACACCCUAGAGCCCAAAUUAUAGAGACCCUUUUGGGGCGCUCUGGCUGGGGUGGCGCCUCAGGCCCCUGCUCAGGUGGUCUUAGUGGUGACGGUGGUGGUGGUGGCGCCAGAGGUGGUGGAGAUAGUGAUGGGGGAUUAGGUGAUGGAUUUGGAUUUGGCGAGGGUCAUGGAUCAGGUGAAAAUGAUGGAUUUGGAUUUGGCGAGGGUCAUGGAUCAGGUGAAAAUGAUGGAUUUGGCAAAAUUGUAGGGGGCCUAAUUGGUGGCGGUGGUUGUGGUGGUGGAGGAGGAAGAGGUAGUGAUGGUGGAUCUAGUUUUGGCAUUUGA
Molecule: messenger RNA, 372 nt
Organism: Solanum stenotomum
Lineage: Eukaryota; Viridiplantae; Streptophyta; Magnoliopsida; Solanales; Solanaceae
Product: putative glycine-rich cell wall structural protein 1
Exons: 2
Coding region: 1-372 (123 amino acids)
Source: RefSeq, a predicted model, not a curated record